CAUUCAGCUUAUACCUCACGCAGACAUCGCUUACUUACUAUAUAAACCCUCCUUAAACAUUCAUUCUUUCCAGUACGAAAAACCGUUUUCUCUCUGAAUUGAUCAAUCGAGGUGUAAUUUAAUUGAACAAUGGAACGAAUUCCGCAAAGACAAUUGUUUGGUGCUGCAAUUUCCUCUAAUUUCCCUCUUAGGUUUCAGGAUGUGAGUAAUAUCCGCGAAGUUCCUGAUCACCAGGAGGUGUAUGUGGACCCAGACCGUGACGAGAGCCUAAUAAUCGAGCUACUAGAGAUGAAAAAUGAGGUUGCAGACAAUGCAAGUGCUACUUGGUUUCUUCAAGACCUUGCUUCUGAACAAAGCGCCGAGGGCAACAUUGUGACUGAACAGUCUGCAGUAUUCGAAGCUCAACAAUUAUCAUACAGAAACAUGCCUUCUGUCAUCAAUACUGCGACCGCCCAAAUGGCUAUCUCCAAGGGACGCCAAGGAAGAGAAGCACAGAAUCUUGUGAAGGUAUACUUGGCCAAUUUAAGACUCAAAGGAGUUCAAACAGAUUUACUCAUUACUGCGUAUGAGCCCGUCUUCAUAAGUCCUUUAAGUGAAAGUGCUAACUCGGUUGGAGCUGGUGCAACUGUACCUGCUGCAGAGUCAGGACGGACACCCAUGGCUGAUGUUUUUAAACAAGCGGUUUCUACAUUUAUCAUCAACGACUGGAACCUGUUUGGUGCUUCUGCGGCCAUUUGAAAAAACACUUUUGGUGGUCAUUGAGUGUUUAUUUUCAUAUUAGGAGUCAAUAUCUUAGUUUUUUCCAUUUGGUUCCAUUGAGUUCCAUGGUUCAUGCUCUUUAUAGGUCUAGGUUAUUAUGAGCUUUGCCAGUAUGCCCUCCUAUGUUAUCAGAUAUUUGCUUCAACUGAACUAUCAUUAGAAUGAAAUGGUGCUAUUGGUAUUCCA
Messenger RNA from Erigeron canadensis, 945 nucleotides. RefSeq names its product ran guanine nucleotide release factor. NCBI's taxonomy places the organism in Eukaryota, Viridiplantae, Streptophyta, Magnoliopsida, Asterales, Asteraceae. Gene Ontology annotation, cellular component: nucleus. The record is from RefSeq and is a predicted model, not a curated record. Gene Ontology annotation, biological process: protein import into nucleus. Bases 130 to 738 code for a protein of 202 amino acids. Gene Ontology annotation, molecular function: small GTPase binding; guanyl-nucleotide exchange factor activity. The transcript is spliced from 7 exons.